This is a messenger RNA of Aspergillus nidulans FGSC A4, 2806 nucleotides long. RefSeq lists its product as uncharacterized. The record is from RefSeq and is a predicted model, not a curated record. The coding region runs from base 251 to 1921 and encodes 556 amino acids. NCBI's taxonomy places the organism in Eukaryota, Fungi, Ascomycota, Eurotiomycetes, Eurotiales, Aspergillaceae. The transcript is spliced from 4 exons.
UCUCUUCCUCUUCUCUUUUCUCCCUGCCAGAUACCGCGCUUCGCUUCUUCCCCUACACCACCUUUGCCUUCGUUGUGAUACCCGAGCUCUUCUAGCCCUGCGCUGAGGUUGCUCUUGUUUCUUUCUGUUGAGAUACCCCCUUAAGAUACCCAGCUCGACGUGACUUGCCUUUUACGAAGCUUCUUCGCUUCCGUACGAUUAUCUAAUCCCAUCAAUACCUGCUAUAAUUACCUUUUAAUCUACCAUCGACAUGUCUGACGCUCAGAAGCCUGUUGAGGAGACCCCUGUGGCCGCUCCUGCUGCUUCUGCCACCGAGACUCCUGCUGCUACUGAGGCCCCUGUUGCCACCGAGGCCCCCGCCACCGAAGCUCCCAAGGAGACCACCGCUGAGGGCACCGAGGGAGCUGUGGAGGCUGCCCCCGCUGCUACCGAGGAGGCCAAGGCUGAUGCUCCAGCUGAGGAGACCAAGGAAGAGGCUAAGGAGGUUGUCCCUGCCUCUGAGGGCACCCUUGGCUACAAGGCUCCUGGUCUGGUCAAGAGCCUUCGCUUCUCCAAGCGUUUCUUCUACUUCAGCGAUGAGGCUGUUGAGGCUAAGCAGCUCUCCGCCUACCGCAGCAACGAGAAGCCCGCUGUUGCCAACCCCAUUGUUGCCUGGGCCAGCCAAACCGGCAAGGGACUGCUCUUCUUCACCAAGCGCCCUGAGGACAAGGCUACUCCUGCUGGUAUCAUCAGCUUGGCCGACAUCUCUGACGUGACCAAGGAAGGCUCCAACGAGUUCCUCUUCAAGCUCAACGGCCACAAGCACACCUUCCAGGCCUCUACCACAGCCGAGCGUGACAGCUGGAUCGCUGCCCUCGAGGCCAAGUCCACCGAGGCCAAGGCCGAGAAGGAUACCAUCACCUCUAGCGAGGGUUACAAGGCUGAGCUUGAGAAGCUGAGCAAGCCUGCUGCUGUUGCUGCCAAGCCUGCCGAGACCAAGGAGGAGGCUAAGGAGGGAGAGGACAAGAAGGAGGAAGAGACUCCUGCUGCUGGUGCCGCUACUUCUUCUGCUACCGCCUCCGCUGAAGAGACCAAGGACAAGGACGCUAAGAGCCGCUCUCGUUCCCGCAAGAGGACUUCUAUUUUCGGCACUCUCCUUGGUAAGAAGGAUGAGGCUGAGGAAAAGAAGGAGGAAAAGAAGGAGGAGGAGGCGAAGCCUGCCGAGACCACCGAGACUCCUGCCGCCGAGGCCUCCGCUGUCACUGAGCCUGCCGCUACUGAGGCCCCUGCUGCUGCUACCGAGACUACCGACAAGAAGGAGGAGGAGAAGAAGGAAGAGAAAAAGGAGGAGACUGAGGCCGCUCCCGCGCCGAAGUCGAAGCGCUCUUCUCUGUUUGGUAACUUCUUCCAGAAGGUCACCAGCCCCUCUCAAGAGAAGACGGAGAAGGAAGCUGCUGCUCCUGCCGAACCUGCUCCUGUCGCUAGCACCGCUCCCCAGCUCGACAACCCUGUUGAGGAGGCUGCUAAGCCCAUCGAGCCUGAGAGCGUGACUGCCGCUCCCGAGGUUGAGGCUGCUAAGGACACUCCUGCUGAAUCUCCCGCCGAGACUCCUGCCGCUACCACCAAGGACAAGCGCCGCACGUCCUUCUUUGGCAGCUUUGGCAAGAAGAAGGCUGACUCUGGUGACGAGGCCGCUGAGGGUGAGGCUAAGCCCAAGAACAAGCUCGGAGGCCUUUUCCGCAAGCCCAGCAAGGCUGUGAAGUCCGAGGCUAAGGAGGCCAAGGAGACCACCGAGACUGGUGAGGCUGCUGAGCCUAAAACCGAGGCCGUUGCUGAGGCCACCCCUGCUGAGGAGUCUUCCAAGCCCGCUGAUGCUCCCGCCACCGAGGAGGCCAAGCCUGUCGUCUCCUCCACUGCCGCCCCCGUCCAGGCCGCUGCUUGAACUGCCCCAAAGUCGGUCGAAUUCGAGAAGUGGUGGGACAAACGGUAUGAGUUUUCCUGCGCUUCUGCAUCAUGAUCCAGAUGGGGGAAAAAAAAAAAAGCAAGAAGAAAAAAAAACAAAAAAUUUCAGAAUAUUUUUCAGCCGAUACUCGAAUUUUGUCUAGCUUAAUGUUGCCACUGUCACUCCGCUUGUCGCCAGGGCUUUGUGGGUUUGGCUCAUGCAACUGGAGUAUCAAUGAUACCCUCUGCUACUUUGACGGUCAAUUUCGUGGCUACUUAUGUUGUUGAUGAUAUCUGGAGUCACAGUCCAUUCCUUUAUGAUAUCCGAUCUCUCAGGGGAUACCCCUUUAGCCUGGGAGAUCAUGCGCCGUCGCACUAGAUUGAUACCACUUGCUGUUUAUAGUUUGCUUUGUGACUUGGUUGCCGUGGCCGUUGAUGCACUAUCGUGAUAUUGGGCUGCGAGAAGGGUGAUUUACCUGUUGAAUCUGGCUUAGUUUGGAUGCGCACUCGACUCAUUAGCCCUAUCAUGGAUCACCGUAGCUUGCUCGGUGGUCUGUCGAUUGGCAACAUAGGUAAUAGCUAAUAGAAUCAAUGCAAUGUUUGAUAGUUGUCUUUUUAUCAGUCUUGAACGAACCUUCUACCAGCGUAUCCUGUGUCUAAACGAUACACAUUAUCAAGAAUAACGUUCCAGUAGGUUGUGGGCACGAUCCGUGCACGGUGGGAAUAUUCUCCGAUUGAGUACCCUAGAGUAGACCCAUUGACGCCUUAUAAAUCAGGCUUUAAUGACAUUCGCACGGGCCAUAGUGCCCACUGCCUACGAAUCCAGAUCAAUAAAUCGUCCUCUAGUAUGUCGUUAACGGCAGAACUGAAUAAUUUCCUAAUGUUU